ACGGCUCGUUGCUAACACCGAAUCGCGGUUGAUAUAGUCAGAAGCGACCAGCCAGAGUAGAAUGGAAAUCAACAGGGAGUCGUCGCCGACAUCACCUACACGCGGCGUGAGUGAUUCUGCCAACUAUAGCUCUCCCACUCGUCUCACGUCAGGAGUGGACACCUCAAGAGAUGUUGAACCCGACGGGAUCCGACGCCGCAAUACUGUCCGCUCGGCGCGGACAGGCAGUUUGGCACAGCGAACGACCCUAGCGGAGCGCACGCAGGGACAGUUCACCAUGGGGGGUCCAGAGGACGGCCCACAGCUGCGGCAGGCACAUGAACCUUUUGUUCAGCCGGGCUAUUCACAUCUUAACCCCUCCUAUGAGCAGCCCGCAAAUACGAAGCCCGUCUGGUCUCUCGCAAAACCCUUGCCGCGUGUGGUGCGGGCGGGCAUGGUGCCGACAAAGGAAGAGCUGCUCGAUGCGAGGCUGCAGCCAGAGCGUCCGGCCGAAAACUCGCAGAAGCUUGGGCUCGAUGUGGAUCCGAAUGACUUGGAGCAAGGCCAAAUUCCCAAAAUGGCGGAUCCCCGGAAGAUGGCAGCGCAGGUGGAGGACGCUCGCCUUCAGCGUGAAAACAACUUUGUCAAUAAAGUCCUCACCGGAGAUGUUGGUUCCUCGCGCAUAUCACGGACGUCCUCUACCCGCCGGCGUCGCCCGUCAGUCCGGAUAGAUGCCGCGAGCGAUCAGCUUUCCACCGUCCCAGAAGGGCCGAGUGCGGUCCCGAGCGUAGCUUCCGUUCAGGCUGGAGAAGGCCUGCCGCAUGGGAAUGAUGAGCCCCUGGAGACCGUGCCAGAGCAGCCGGAGGUGCAAACUGCCGCGGUGGAUGCCCUGCCUGACCUUUCGGCCUUGCAUGAAUCAACACUCCCGGAUGAUCUGCAUCCACUAGUGCAGGAGCUGGUGGAAGACGAAGUGCACAACAAUCAUACCACCUGGUCCGUUAUUCGCACUCACCAUCGUGAGGCGCUGGCUGAAUCCCUGGCGGUAUUUGUCCAGCUGACCAUUGGCUUCUGUGCUGAUAUUUCUGUCACCGUCGCUGAUGCCGGUAAUCCCAAUACAACUGCGUGGGCAUGGGGCUUUGCUACCAUGAUGGCGAUCUAUAUCUCCGGUGGUGUCUCGGGUGCUCAUCUCAACCCCAGUAUAACGAUUAUGUUAUGGUUUUAUCGUGGCUUCCCUAAGCGUAAGAUGCCGGAAUACUUUCUGGCGCAAUUCGUGGGAGCUUUUGUUGCGGCACUGACUGCCUAUGGGGUAUACUACCAAUCCAUUCAUCAGUACCUCCUUACCCACCAAGAUACGGGGAUCGUGACCAGCUUUGUGACGGGGCAGCGUCAAUCAUGGAUCGAUCCAGCAACCGCCUUCUUCACGGAAUUUCUCGGGACGGCCCUCACGGCCACAACAAUCCUGGCCUUGGGUGACGAUCAGAAUGCACCUCCUGGGGCGGGCAUGAAUUCGCUGAUCGUUGGGCUGAUGGUGUUUGUGCUGUCGAAUACUUUCUCUUACCAGACAGGGGCUGCAUUCAACCCCAGUCGAGACUUUGGGCCACGCCUCGCUCUCCUCGCUCUCGGCUAUGGGUCCAACCUUUUCACAAACCCCUACUGGUUUUAUGGGCCAUGGGCCGGCUCUCUAUGCGGUGCUCUCAUCGGUGCGUUCCUGUACGAUUUCAUGAUCUUCACUGGUGGUGAGUCGCCGGUGAAUUACCCUUGGGAGCGUACUCAGCGCUCGCUGCGGAAGAGUCGCAUCAAAUGGAAACGGCGGUUGCGCUUUGACCGUCGACGACGUGGCAUCCCCGAGAAAGUCGUUGCUUAAUGUGUCGCUCGUUGAAGGGCUC
Aspergillus pseudotamarii is the source of this 1865-nucleotide messenger RNA. Its product is annotated as MIP/aquaporin family protein. The record is from RefSeq and is a predicted model, not a curated record. Gene Ontology annotation, biological process: glycerol transmembrane transport; water transport. Gene Ontology annotation, molecular function: glycerol channel activity; water channel activity. Lineage: Eukaryota; Fungi; Ascomycota; Eurotiomycetes; Eurotiales; Aspergillaceae. The transcript has a single exon. Bases 62 to 1843 code for a protein of 593 amino acids. Gene Ontology annotation, cellular component: plasma membrane.